Salvelinus namaycush (lake trout) is the source of this 2876-nucleotide messenger RNA. Its product is annotated as general transcription factor 3C polypeptide 4-like. Bases 39 to 2462 code for a protein of 807 amino acids. The record is from RefSeq and is a predicted model, not a curated record. The transcript is spliced from 5 exons. Lineage: Eukaryota; Metazoa; Chordata; Actinopteri; Salmoniformes; Salmonidae. Gene Ontology annotation, cellular component: transcription factor TFIIIC complex. Gene Ontology annotation, molecular function: histone acetyltransferase activity. Gene Ontology annotation, biological process: transcription initiation at RNA polymerase III promoter.
CUCUGUGGUGACGCUUUGUUUUAUUUUUCACAUGGAAAAUGGCGGCUUGCAGCCCAAAUCGCGCUCCGGAUAGGGUAGAGGUAGGACAACUUACCGAAGCCGAACGGGAGAAUGAUCCCUGGGCAGCACUCGGGCCAGUCGUGAAGAGGGAUCCGGUGAUAAAGCUACUGAGUCCGGUCAGCGGCCUGGAGCCGCUCACGUGGUCUGAGGACCACCGAAUCUCGGCCUCUAGCACAAGUGGUAUUUCUUUGAUGGAGGUAGUGUGCGAUGUUCACGGCAAUAAGCAAGACUUGGUGCUGCACCGGACCUCCAUUCCCGUGCCGGACCAAGUCUGUGAACUCAAGGUAGGUCCAGCAGAAGAGCUGUUGAGGGCCAAAGACAAGUUCUCCAGCUCCAGUGACCCAGCGAUGAGCCAGUCCUUCAUGCUGGACAGAGUGCUCAAUCCCACCGUGGGCAUCCACAAGGGCAUCCUGUACACCAGCUGGUCCCCCCUGGGCUGUGACGUCAAUGGCCGGUGCCUCCUAGCCUCCCUCACCCUGGACCACCGGCUGACCGUCCACAGCAGCACCAAGCGUCUACAGUGGACUGUGGUGGCUGACCUGACCCAGCUGUAUGGAGAGAGCCUGGAGAGCAGAGGCUACUCCGUGCAGGGUGGGCAGCCCCCCAAGGCUAACCUCCUGGACCUGGCUGAGCUUCAGAGGCGCUACCGCAUGCAGACCCCUGUACGGAUGGAGUGGUCCAGUGUGUGCACCACGCAGCACGUCCAGACCAACAACGAGUGUAAAGACGUGGGAACGGUGCUGCUGGCCGUGCUGAUGGAGAACGGAGACCUGGUGGUGUGGCAGUUCUGCCUGCCCAUGCUGGGGAAGGACUCUGUGUUGUCCUGUAACACCAUCCAGUCUGGGGUGUUGUCCCCCAGCGUGCUGGCUUGGUGGGAGUACGAGCACAGCGGGCGCAAGAUGAGCGGCCUGAUCGUGGGCAGCAAGUUAGGGCCCGUCAAGAUCCUGCCUGUCAACCUGAAGGCGGUGAAGGGCUACUUCACCCUGCGCCAGCCAGUGGUCCUCUGGCAGGAGUCAGACCAGAUCCCUGUACACAACAUCAAGUGUAUCUCCCUGUUCCACCCCAAACAGAACUGUAACUGUAGCCUGGUGGUGGCGGCCAGGGGCUCCUACCUCUUCUGGUGCCUGCUGCUCAUCUCCAAGGCGGGCCUCAACGUGCACAACUCACACGUCACUGGCCUGCACUCCACCCCCAUCGUCUCCAUGACAGCCAGCCGCCAGGGCAGCUCCAUCUACACCUGUUCCAUGGACGGGACGGUCAAGAAGCUUACGCCCAUCUUUACCGAUAUGGCCGUGGCCUUUAAGCAGGAGGAGAUCGUGCUGCCAGAGGGUAUGGCAGGUCGGAGGAUGCACGGCAUCGCGGUCAGCCCCCACGGGGCGUACCUGGCCCUGGUCAGUACUGAGGGGAUGACCAACGGUCAGCACCCGGUCUCUAGGCCCUACCAGGUCCAGUUUGUGACCCUGAAGACGCCCAAUGACGCGGCGGCAGAGUUGCUGGAGUCCCCGGUCCAGAGCCUGUUCAAACAGACUGAUCUGCUGGACCUGGUGCGCUGGAGGGUGCUGAGGGACAAACGCAUCCCGGCCCUGCUGCAGGAGGAGUUGGACGACAAGGUACACAACACAGGCUCCCCCUACUUGUGGAGGUUAAAACUCUUCCUUGUGCGGGUGCUCUACCAGUCCCUGCAGAAGGCCCCUGUGGAGGCACGCUGGCGCCCCACACACGAGGAUUCCAAGGUGUUUGUGAAGGACGAGGAGGGGGGCGUCACGGGAGAGGGUGGAGGAGGGGAAGAGGUGGUGUCGAAGCUGCAGGACCCAGAGGCCCGGGCGUUGGAGGAGCAGACGGGGGAGGUGAUAGCUUGGAUCGAGGCGGUGGAGGCCCACCUGACCAGGGAGCACAUGAAGAGGGUUCUGGGGGAGGUGUACCUUCACACCUGGAUCACUGAGAACACCAGCAUCCCCACGCGGGGUGUCUGUGACUUCCUCACUAGCGACCCCACGUAUGAGGACAGGGCUGCCCAGGUCCUGAUAGGUCACAUCCAGAAGAAGAUGAACAAGCAGACAUUCCCUGAGUACUGUAGUCUGUGUAAGGAGGUGCUGCCCUUCACAGACCGCAAGCAGGCUGUCUGCUCCAACGGACAUAUGUGGCUCAGGUGUGUGUUGUCCUACCAGGCGUGCCAGACACUCGCGUACAGACGCUGCCUGCUGCAGGAUAGCAUCGCCAGACUGCCAGUGCCUGAGGGGCAGGUAUUAACUGGCAGCUCACUCUCAUCCUGCUCUCUGAUCAGCAUAUCUUCUUAUACAGCAUUGACACAAUAUAAGAAAGUACUUGAGAAUGUACUUACAUUUUUCUCAGGCUUAGUUUUUACUAGUUGUCAGACUGUCAGCAUAUAUGAUUUUAAAUAAGCCUAACAUUGCUGAGUGAUCAAUCUGUUGUCUGUUUACUGCUCAAAUAGUGGAGCAGGUGAUUUGUGAUUGAACAGAUGAAUCUGAUAAAAUACUCAAUGUUAGCUUAAUUAUUUAGUGUGCCCCCUCCCCUGUGUCCCUCCACCCUCCUCACUGCAGACCCAGACUGGAUCAAGAGGAUACUGCAGGGUCCUUGUACAUUCUGUGACUCUCCUCUCCUCUAGGACUAUAGGACAGGCUUGUGGAGAGCCAGGGUUACAUUGCCUGCAACACUUGUGCGCCUGCUUGGACUAGAUGGACAAUUUUCCUUAUUUUUACUUGUUACUUAUUGCCAAGCAUUAUUUAUUUGUUUAAAUGAAUUAUACCACAACCUUUUAAUUUAAAAAAAUAAAGGUUUUGAAUAUACAUUUGAAA